Cinara cedri is the source of this 8974-nucleotide messenger RNA. NCBI's taxonomy places the organism in Eukaryota, Metazoa, Arthropoda, Insecta, Hemiptera, Aphididae. The record is from the annotation of a GenBank genome assembly.
AUCGAAGGCCGCGUACGUUACCUUAUAAACCGUAAACCGAUAUGAGUGCGCAAUACUAAAUAAAUCGGUGCUGACAACACGAUCGCAACAUGGACAUAUUACCGGUGGCUGUUUUUCUCGCCGUUAGUUUAACAAUUUUAACGGACUGCAAUGCUGUGAGUACCUAUACCUAAAUACCUAUACCGUGUUGAAUGCAUUCAGUAUUUUAGAUUCUGAGGGAAACGGAGAAAAUACGAUUACUUUAGUUUUAUACUAAGACGUAGGGGCUAAUUGGAUGCAGGGUGACGGGUGUAAGACGAUUCUCGCCCGGACCCGUAAAAAUUUGGGCCGAUGGAUUAUAAAUUUAAAUUGACAAAAAGUUUGGAUUAAGAAAUAAUACUUUGUUCAGAGUUGCCGGGAUAAUCAUUUGUGUUAUUGUAUAUUACGUAUUUCUUCGCUUUAAUAUUUAAAAUUUUGAGCGGAAUUUUCUGUUUCCUCGGUAUAGACAUGUUUUUUUUUCAUAAGACACUUUGAAUAGUAAAAAUACUUUGAUUUUUUCAUUGUUUUCAAGAUAUAAUAUGGUACGAUAUGAAAGGUAGUCUUUCAAUUUGACGGUAUCUAUUUGGAUUGAAACAUUUUUUGAUUUCUCAACAGUUUUCAUUCUCAUGGGUUCAUUAUCUGGGUUUUUUUUUCGAAAAACAUUUUACAGACAAUAAAAACGGCCCAAAUUUUCCAUGUCUGGCAUUAAAACUAGGGUAAAUCCCCAUACGAGAAUAGGGGAAAGGGACACGGGGAGACACGUUAUUAUUAUUUUCUCUUUGCAAUCAAAUUGUUAAUUCUGUUAUAAAUUCAACUUUUCAAUUCAAAUUUUAUUCCUUUAAUAACCCGUUAAUAGUACUGAGUAUUCCAUAGUUCGAUGAAAAACUGUAACUCAAUUUUUUUGUUCUUAUUUUCAGUACUUGUCUGAAGCAGCUAUUAAAAAAACACAAAAGAUGUUGAAAAGCGUGUGCUCCAAAAAAUUUCCAGUUUCUGAUGGUAACAUAAUAAUAUAAUUUAUAAUAAUUGAUUUAGAUGAUUCCAAUAUUUAAUCGAUUCGGUAAUAUAAUAUAGUCAAUAUUAUUAUAACAUUGAAUCACAUAAUAUGUCCAGAUUGAUUACCGAUGUAGAUUGGCCGAUCAUUGCAUAGCCCAAACUGCUGGGUCUAGAGCCUUGGAAUGUUUUGGAAAGUAAAUUUCUUAAUAGAGGGCUCUCGUAGGCAAUUUUUCUAUUGAAAAAUUAAAUUGUGUUUUAUUUUUGUUUGUGUCUGGUUUUUAAAUAAAAUAAAUCUUCGUCGUUAUUAUAACGUUAAUACUUUUUUUAAACGAAAUUAUAUUCAUGGGGCAUUUGUUUUUUCACGGGUAAGGUUGUGCGGGGUCAGCUAUAAGUGCUAUAAUAUUACAAUAUUAUAUUACUAUUAAAAUAUUAACGAUCAAUAAAAUAUACAUUGUACCUAUAUAGAGACUCUCACCAAAGUCAAGGAAGGUGAAUUCCCCGACGACAACGAUAAUUUAAAAGUAAGACACAAAACAUACAGAAUAUUACAUAUUCUUUAAUUUUUGGUUCGCAUUAAUAAAUUAAGUGUACGAACUAUAUUUUAAAAACUAUAGGUAUGUUAGCGCUGAGCACCAAAUCCGGAUCAACCCGAAUUCAGAUUACCAAUCCGAACUGUAACAAACGUUACAAUUCGUUUAAUUCGAAUUAUGAUUAUCAAUCCGAAUUAAAAUCUAAAUCAUUUAUUUAAAUAAUUAAAUAAAGUAACAUUAUAUCAGUUGAACUAUCUCCAGUAGUCGUAAUUGAUGGCGUCUACUAUCUAGUUUCUACUUUUUUAGAUUAUUUUAAACAAAUUAACGGAUUGGAUUUGAGAACCCGGAUAAAACGGAAUGAUCAGAAAUACGGAUUAUGUAAUAGUAAUUCGGAUUCUGGAUUGGUCAAAAUAUUACUCAGUAGCUAUUUACUUAUAAUACAAAUUAUAAUAUUACCUGUAAUUGUUUUACGGGCAUAACUCGAAAUCGCGGUCAAACUCAAAAAUACAUUAUAUUUACUGAAUGAUUCACUAAGCAUGCUCACUCCAUUUUAGAUUCUAAGUUGAGCGAAGAACGUUAUCGUUUUACAAAGAAGUUUAUUUUUAUUUUUGUUCUGUGGAAAAAUGUUCUACCUGAGAUCUUGCUUUGAUUUUUAUGUGUAGCACUGUGUGUGAUGUGUUUCUGAAAGGAAAUCGGUGUAGGGAGGUACUUUAGAGAGGUCGCUUUUCUCCGGAGUUUUCUCAACAAAUAUGAAAAACCGAAAAAAGGAAAAAUAUAGGUAUUAGUUUAAAAUAUUAUGGCCUUUUUUUUUCCCGUGGACAACUUUUCUACCAGCAAUUUUGCUCCAACUUAAAAUAUUAACAAUUUUUCUAAAAGGAAUUCCGACUGGGUGGGUACUAUAGAGAGAUAUUUUUUCGAUUUCCUCAGGAGUUUUCCCAGCAAAUGUGUAAAACCGGAAAACACAUAGGAAAACCAGAAAAAUCGGUACAAUAUUAUAAGUUCUCAUUUAAAAAACUAAGGUUGGUAUGUCACACUUUCAUUUAAGGAUAUUUCUUAAAUGAUUUAAAAAAAUGUUGGCGUUAACUACACUUAAAAAUUCCAAAAAUCAGAAUUUUAAUACAUGCACAAUUUAACCAAAUGGCGUGAGUUCGCUUAGUGAAUCACUCUGUAUAUCCUACGCCCUCUAAACUCCCGGCCUGGUGCCUACUUAAGUGGCUUACAUCUAUGAUGUGAAGUACGUCCGGCUUGAUUACUUGAUUAGAAUUAUUAUAUUAUAUUAUUUUAGUUCGCCAUAAAAUCAAUUGCAGAUAGUUAUUUAGAAUAAAAACGAAAAAUAUUGUGCUAGAUAGGUGUAUAUGUGAAAAAAUCAAUUUUUGUAGACGUUACUUUUUUUUGCUAAAACAAGGCGUUAAUUUAUUUCGAGGUUUCUGAUAUUUGACAGAUUUCGAGUUUGCCGGGAAUAUAAUACAAAUAUAAAGGUAAUAUAAAGGUGUUUUACACUUUGAAAAUUGAAUGCAAUAAAACCUUGUUUAUUGUUUCAGUGUUAUUUCGGAUGCACUCUAAAAACUAUGCAAAUGGUAAGUGUAUAAUACAUGAGAGUAGUGGUGUUCAAAGCUAUAAAAAUACCCUAUAUCCACAAAAACAUGGUUAAAUUCAUAUUGAAAUUCAACCAAACUUUUAUCACUUCAAUUCGCCUGUAAAAUAACUCCAAGUUUGAGCACAUUUGAUCUAGAGCAAGAUGAUAGACACAGUACAAUAGUCUUUAUGAGAUAUAUGAAGAGUGAGAAUAAGAAAAAUAUAAUAUAGCUGCUGACUUCCCAAUUUCAUGAUGGGAUAAAUGCCAAUGGGGAGAAGAAUAUUUUCAUGAAAGUCUUGACGAUCGUAGGCCAUCAUAAUAAAGCCGUAACAAAAUGUGAACGAACUUUGCAUUUUUUUAAAAUUGUAUCUUAGAAUAUUUCUUCAACGGUUUGAGAAUUGUAUUAUUGUAAUGAGAUUGAAAUAUGUUAUAUUAUACGUCGCAUAAUUUAACCGGAACGAAACGUACCACCUACCUAUAUAACUUUUGUGUUUAAAUGUUAAUCAUAGUUAAUUUUCACUAGGUACCUUGUUGAAAUUCAAUUAAUAUUAUAUAAUAAUACUCUUUUACUAUUAUUGAAUUCGUGAAAUUGUAUAGAUGAUUAUUUUGCAGUAAUAAAAUAAUAAAUUAACUGCAGCAAAACAAAUAAUACGUGAAUCACGUGUUUUAAACGAUUAUUACAUACUCGUCUUAAUUAACAGUAUAGAACAUUGCAGAUGAACAGGCACGUUUCUACGACCGCAUACGUUAAUCGAUCGCAUAAUUAGGAAUUCGUUCGGGGAGAGAGGAUAUUAUUUUGUAUAAUAUCAAUUUCGCUUCAAUUAUAAUAAUCAUCGAAUUUGGUCACUUUUGGUCAUCGAAUUUUUUCACCAGUCGUCGAAGAAACUACAGCAUUUUUACAAAAAGCACCGUUUUGGUUUUAAGCUCGCAAUAUUAUCAUUAUUAACAUAAUAAUAACUUAUAUUUAAAUUCAGUUAGAUGUUUCUAGGAUCAUAAAUUCCGAAGAAAAAAAAAACGGUAGGUAGGUAUUUUGACCCUAGCCUCUUUGUAUUGAUACCUAGUGGUAAGCCGCAUCAUGUGUCUAUAUCUGUUAUAGAAAAGUCAUAAAUUAAUGUUCAAACUUCUUUUUGAAAAAAAUCAAUGGUAUUUUACUAUGUUUUCGUUAUAUAUUUUCAAUUAUGUUUUAACACAAUUUUUAAACUCCGUAAAGUAAAUUUUAUUUUUAAACUUCAAACUUAUUAUCUACGUCUAAGUAGACGUAUUAACGAGACGUUAAACAAAACUGCCGAGACCAUCCCACUAUAACUACAAUGAGGGUGACAGAGACAGCCGUCUGAAACUCUCUGAUAUAGGCUAAGACCACCUUACCAUCAGCAAACUGCAAAAUAUGCAGUAAAUACAAAAUGAUUUUGGCGUUGAAAAUGAUAAUAUAGUUGACAAUCAAACUUGAAUUUAAUUCGAAUUUUAGAAUAUUCCAUCCUAACAACCUAUACGUGAACUUGAAUGCAAUAUUGAAUUUUACAUGGUCAGUUAUUUGCAAAAAAUAAAAUCUUUGAGGAUGGGGGAGAGGGACUUUGCCUCAUAUACUCCUUGUAAUCACGCCACAUACAUGUGUAGUGUAGAAUAAUUCAUCAUUUUUUUUCACUGUAGGUCAACUCCAAAGGAUUUAUUGAAAAGAAACUGUUCAAAGAUAAGAUGACGAUGUUAGCACCACCAAACAUACUUGAAAUAUUGAUACCGCCUAUCGAGGAGUGUACCGAAAAAGGUAUAGUACUAUUAUUGUCGUACCAAUCAAAAACGUAUACUUUUGACGUACAUUUUAUUUUUGUUCAAAAUACUUAUGUCAACAAAUUACUACUAUUUGUAAUAUCGUUUCAGAUCAAGACGAACUCUGUCAAUCCGCGUUUAAUUUGUUCAAGUGUAUGUAUGGUGUUGAUCCCAAAGUAAGUAAAACACGUCAUUGUCAUCAAUAACAAAUAAGUCAAAACAUAUUAAUUAUAAUUAUCGAAUGAAACAAUAAAAAUAAAAAGGUGUUAAUAACUAAUAACUGACGUCUGACAAGAAUAUUAUUUAGUCGAUUUAGAUACAUGAAGAUUUAGCAUUUUUCUUAAUCUAAUGAACUAAGCUAUUUUUCUACCAAUAAUUUAGCUCCGCUCAGAAACUUAAUAUGAAUUUUCUUAUUAAAUAUUUAAUCUAAAAUAAUAUCUAAAUAUUUUUGUUAAUUUCUGGUUUAUCUUGGCGAAAACUAUGACUAAUCGUUUCUAUAUUAUACAUUGGGAGAAUAUUAUUCUCCGCUAUAAUUCCCAAUCUAAAACAGUGGAGCACCCAUAAGCAUUAUCAAAAUUUUUCUCUAAUGAUCUUUUCAGUAUCAGUUUUCAUUUUCAAUUAGAUUUUUAUUUUUUAAAUAUGUACAACUGCUUAUAUCAAAUGAGUACAAUUCAAACGGAAUACUGAAUGCUUUUCCAUUUGUAUACGUAGGUAUAUACUGUUACAAUAUAAUAAUUAUUAUUUAAUUCAUUGGAAUUUGACAUUAAGCAAAGAUUAUUAUAUUAUUAGAACAAUAAUGGAAAUAAUAGAGUAAUAGUUAAUAAAAUGAAUGGUUAUUGCGCAAUUUACUAUAAACCUAGCUGUUAUUGUAAACAUUAUGCUAUGUUAUGCUACUUUGUUCAUAUAUUUUUUAUGUUAUGUUAUGUUCUAUAAUCUAUAAAAAAAAAAAUCUAACACUCUAUCCCAAACACAAGCAUAACUUAAACGAGAAAGAUAAUCAAAAAUAAAAUUAUAUCUUUAAAAAUAUUAUGUACAUAUUCUUUUUUUUCGAUCAAUAAAAAAAAAAAAAAAUAAUAAUAAUAAUAAUAUUAUUUUUGGAUAUUAUCGUGUUGGACUCUGUGUCUUUAGCAAAUUAUAACAGUAAAUAGGUAUACCUAAUGUAAUUAUUAUUGGUCAACCGUCAUAAAUUUAACACAUAAUAAUUAUAGUGUGGGAAUAUUUUUUUUGUUUUAUACCUAAUGCAGAUCAAUACAGAUGACGUAAAAUAAAUAUAAUUUCGUGUCGAGGAGUAGACUUCGGACCAAAGUGUGAAAGUAGUGAAUUGGUAUAAAUAAAUUAAUUGAAACUUUUUAAAAAUAAUUAUAUUAUUAUUUCAUCGUCCAGCGAUGUGCCUGUUUUAAACAUUAGACGUAUAAUAUAGUUUAUUAUGGUAUUUACUCGCUCGUGAUAAAUUAUUGUUUUAUACUCCUUAAAUGUUCUUCCUAUCGGCCGAUUUAUCAAUUGUUGUAAAGUUGCAUUUCAUAUUUUCGUGUCGUCUCGAAAUAUAUAUGGUCCAGACUGUAAUAUUAUUAUUUUCCGUACUAUUGGCACGACAAACUUUUUUUUUGAAAAGCUCGCGUUUCCAUCACCGCUGUAUUUUAGUCGUACAAUUCUGUAUACGACUAAAAUACGCAUGCGACGAAAAUAAAAUAUAUACUGUUCUCAAUACAUGUAAUAAUAAAUACGAAACAUUAGCGAGAAUUUACAACGGCCGACCGUCCCGAAAACGAGAAAGAUACGGGUUUUCUCCACUCUCGUCGUAUCCUACAACAUAAAAUCCUUAUUAUCGAACGGCUAUACCGAUGUAACCGCUGUAAUUACCAUUUCGGACCAUUCAGGUAAAGGCAGGCACUAACCUCGACCGUAUUGACCGCAACGGUCCACAGUCGUAAAACGAUAAAACGUCGUGGCUUUGGAAAUUCUAACGUGUUCCUAAAACUGUACCUACUUUCCAGGCGAUUAAACAUGUGUUUGCAUUUUAUUUUCGAAAUUGAUCGUAUCACAAAAAUUACGUCACCCGAAAAACGUGCCCAGAUAAAAAUUGUGUAAUUCUCAAUCAUAAUCAAUUGCCUCUCAACGAAUUCUUAUACUAAUCGUCUCUCAAAUCGGAAAUCUAAAUUUCACAAAUGAUUCCCCCCCCCCCAAAAAAAAACAAAACAAAAAUUGUUGAAACGUAUCACAGUCAAAUUUCUCAAAAAAUAAAAUUUCUGUAAAACAUUAUUUUUUUUCAACUGCAUAUUUAAUCGCAUAAUUUUGAAAAACCAAAAAAGUAUAGGAAAAACGGAAAGUAAAAUUUUCAAUAUUUUCGAUUUUGUUUUUAUACCAGAAUACUUGCAUCAAAAUUCAAGUGUAACAUCUUUCACGAAAGAAAAUGGUGUCAAGUCGGUAUAUGUAAGCGUUUAAAAUUUUUCUUUUCGUUUUCUUAAUAAUAGGAAAUGAUUGCAAAAAAACGUAACAAAGAUGGGGAAGUUUCCGACACUAACGAUUUCAUUUAUAUCGGACUUUUUUUUUGUUUUUAAUUGUGUUAAAAAAAAUGGUAAAUACCCGAUGUUCGUAUGGAAUACUUACAUUAGUUUUUUUUAUACGUGGUAAAAGUUUCGUAACAAUCCGGCAAUUUUUCAGUUAUUUAUAGGCGUUUAACAUUUUCGAGUUUUUUAGGUUUUAUUUGAUAAAUUAGGUUGGUAGGUAUUUCGUGGGGAUAAAUAGCCUAGCCUAUAUUGUGUUAUUUCUGAUCUAGACUCUAGAACUACACAUCUAUAGCAAAUUUCAACUCAAUUCGUUCAGCAGUUUCGGCGUGAAGAUAGGUAACAAACAUCCAUCCAAAUGAACUUUCGCAUAUUUUAAAUAAUAUUAAUAAAAUGUUUAUAAUAUUCAAUUGGGGACCUAUUUUUCUAAUAAUCAAAAUAACCUAUGAAUGGACGAUUGUAUACUCCGCCAGGAUGUCGGUUAGAUGACAAGGUAAUGAAAAGGUCUAAUGACGUAAACUCUGCCAGUUUUAUUUCUUACUUGUUAUAGGUAAAUUGCUAUAAUUGUCAAUUUAUAUUGGUUUAAUACGUCGAAUCGAUUAAUUUAUUAAUACUUAAAAAUAAAUUAUUAUUAUAAUUUUUUUUUUUUUUAGACAAAAAUAAAAAUAAUUUUACUAUGAUAAUAUUAGUAUACAGUUAGGUUAGUAAUUUUGUAUUUUUAACAAACGUUUUAUUUGUAAGUUUUAUGUAUAUUUUGGCAUAUUAGGCGCAACCAUUAUUACAUUGUGGACGAUUAUUAAUUAUGAUUAUGAAAAUUAUGAUUUUUUUUUUUUUUUUUAAUUAUAUUAAUUUUAUACUGUUACUUGAUUUUCUUCUACUGGUGGAGUUUACUGGUGAACUCAAUUUUACCUGAUUUUUUUUUUUGGCGGAGAUUACAUUAAAAAAAGAACUCGUAACGGAGUUUGCAUGCGCCCAUAUGGAUGUGGUCUGCGCACAUUUACAUACAAUUCUAAAUACGGAAUAAUUUGUUUUUAUUUAUUUAUACGGAAUAAUAAAUAUACAAUAUUAAUUAUUAUUAAUAUUGUAUAUUUAUAUUAAUAUAUUAUGUUAUAAACUAUUAUAAUAUGUUAAACUAUUCUUUGAUGGGCGCUUUCAAAUAGUUUAUAUAGUAUCGAUAGUUUGGACGAACUAUCCGAUAGUUAAAUGAUUCAAAUAGUUUUCAAUCUAUUCGAACUGUCGAAUAUUGUUCGAUACCAAAACUGUUCGAUUGUGCCGGUCACUGCAAAUUAUUAGUAACUGCAGUUUUGUUAUGCGAUUAUUUCAUACGUCACGGCCGUGCUUAAUAUAAUAACACGCACAUGUUUAUGUUUUCAGUGUUUAGAUUAUCUACCGGUCUAGACGUCUCCACCGCCGUCAUAAUUAUCAUAUUAUAUAAUUUUAAUAGUAUAGCGACGACAAACAGGAGGCACCAUUGGAACGCGCGUGUCGAUACAUAUCGCUUGAUAAUUAUUAUCGCGUUGUAAAAACUUUAAAAUAUUGUUACAAUAAUAAUAAUUGAUUAAUAAACAUUAUAAUAAUACUUAGUU